Molecule: messenger RNA, 1005 nt
Organism: Angiostrongylus costaricensis
Lineage: Eukaryota; Metazoa; Nematoda; Chromadorea; Rhabditida; Metastrongylidae
Source: the annotation of a GenBank genome assembly
AUGAGUACGAUACGUUCUCAGCGUUAUGUGGAAGCAAAAAACGACCAUAUCCAAGCAGUCGAUGAUACAAUAGAAAGAAACAAUCGGAAGAGCAAAGUUGACAUGGCGUUGUUUCAAGGAGAUAUGAUCCUUACCAAUGAGCAAGCCGAAGAGAUUAUGGAAGACGUCAAAAAGAACGAAAGCGGUCGUAGAAAACGACAAGCACGCCGUGACUUCAGAUAUCCUAGAUCUAUUUGGUCAAAAGGAGUGAAUUACGCAUUUUGGAACGCAUCUAAUGAGGCGAUGACGGCUUUCAGAAAAGCUGCAGCUCUGUGGUCUGAGGAUACUUGCAUUGACUUCGUGGAAAACAAUACAGGCAAGACAAAAACAGUAACUGAAAGCAAAUGCGGUUUCAGAGCUGGCCUAAUCAAAAAGUAUUUCACCAGUAAGUAUUCAGCCGUUGACAGAAUUGACGUUAUCAAGAGUGUUGGAUGUUUUUCUUAUGUCGGAAAAGUUGGACGUACGCAGAGUUUCUCAUUAGGAGAGGGAUGCGAGUCGAUUGGGACAGCUUCGCACGAACUCGGCCACGCUUUGGGUUUCAUUCACACUCAAUCGAGACACGAUCGUGACAGCUUCAUCACACUUUUACCAGAAAACUUUUUGGACGGCUGGAUAUCCCAGUUCGUAAAGGAUUCAAUAUACAUUAAUCACAACUAUAAUCUGACCUAUGAUUAUGGAAGUAUUAUGCAUUACUCAACAGGGAGCGUGUCUAAGAAUGGCCAACCUACGAUGCUCCCUCGCCUUCCCAAAUAUUUGAAAACUCUUGGAUCGCGAAUUAUCUCGUUCUACGAUAAACUUAUGAUGAACUUGCAUUAUGGAUGUCUAGCACACUUUAAGGCACCACCCGGUUCUAAAAUCGAGGUAGUCCUUGAUUACUUCACGAGACGUUUCAGCAAUGAUGGUUGUGUGCAUGGGGGAAUUGAAAUAAAAACGGAAAACGAUAAACGCCUUACUGGUUACAGGUAG